AUGGAGACGCCGGCAGCGCAGCCCUUGGCUUCCAUUGAGCGCGCACUACGCGCCUACAUCUCGAGUGAAUCGACAGUUCUGGAUGCUGAAGACCCCGCUCAGUUUCGGGCGCAGAUGCUCCGCCACGACGGCGAUGAUGGAGACCAUGGCCUACCAGUGCCCGUCACCACCGACAAUGUUCUCGUGGGCGUGUCGAGGGCUCCGUACGUGCAUCAACUGGCCGUGAUGAUCACCGCGUGGCACGAGACCGACCGGAACCCGCUGCUCCUGCCGUCAGACGCCACCGACGCUACAAGCCCCUCAAUCGAAGGCGUGACGCCAGAGUUCUCCAGUCGGAGUCGAGUUCUUGCACUCCCCAUCGACGGCAUCCACGCGUUCGUCGCCGCAGCCACCAAUACUGAAGAUGAAGACGCUACUCGUGCAGCUGCAGCGUCGCUUGUGGACCAACUCGGCGGCGCGCGUGGAAUUCUGACGCUGCUGGGCUUCCAGCAGACCGUGGGCAGUCGCAACCUGGGGCCACUCACGCUUCACCAAUGCCUCGAUGCAUUUGAACGGCGACACACUCCCACAGAGCCGCUAACAGUCGGUGCGCGGGCGUUCAGCAAGCAUUGCGCGCGCAGUUUGAGCGGCUGGUGGGGAGAGAUGAAGGGCAACGACGCCGCCAAGAACGCGCGUGCUGCGCGCAAAGUGCGCGAGCUGCUGGCUGAUGCCACUUGGAAGAACGUGCACAGUCUUCCUCAUGCACAUGCGACGAUGGAAGUCCGCAACGCGUUGGGGUACGGCGCCCGAUGGGACGCGGAGACCGGAGCGUUCCGAGGCUUCCUCGAGCCGCCCAUGGCCAAUGGCCAUGAGAUCAAGUGGCGGCACUAG
This is a messenger RNA of Phytophthora sojae, 870 nucleotides long. RefSeq lists its product as hypothetical. The transcript has a single exon. NCBI's taxonomy places the organism in Eukaryota, Oomycota, Peronosporomycetes, Peronosporales, Peronosporaceae. The coding region runs from base 1 to 870 and encodes 289 amino acids. The record is from RefSeq and is a predicted model, not a curated record.